Zonotrichia albicollis (white-throated sparrow) is the source of this 5060-nucleotide messenger RNA. It is a transcript of the gene VSIG1, whose product is annotated as V-set and immunoglobulin domain containing 1. The record is from RefSeq and is a predicted model, not a curated record. Gene Ontology annotation, biological process: maintenance of gastrointestinal epithelium; epithelial cell morphogenesis. Gene Ontology annotation, cellular component: basolateral plasma membrane; plasma membrane. NCBI's taxonomy places the organism in Eukaryota, Metazoa, Chordata, Aves, Passeriformes, Passerellidae.
GUCUCAGUGGAAGCCAGAAGCAGCAUCUGGUCUUUUUUCUCUCCCAGCAUCAAGAAGAUGUGUGCAACAGUGCUGAAGAUAUUUCCAAUUCUAGCCAUCCUUGCAGGCCACACCAGCGGGGUCGUGGUGACAGUCCCUGAGAAGACAGUGAAUGUCACUACAGGUGGAAAUGCAACCCUCCUCUGCACAUACACCAGUCCUGGAACCCUGGGAAAUUUCUUUAUUCAGUGGAGUUUUUACAGUGCCAAAGAGAGCCAGCUGCAUACCCAUUCCCCAUGCCAUGGUAUUCUGAGUAUGGAUGAAAAGUCAGUCAGUCUUUGUCAAAAGACGGUGUAUGUGACAGAUGCACGGGGAAGAUGUAGCUGGAGAUACAAGAUCUAUUAUUAUUCAGGGGGCCAGUCUUACUCCUAUGGAGCAUUUAAGAACAGGAUAACAGCUUCAACAAGUCCAGGGAAUGCAUCAAUAACAAUUUCCAACAUGCAGCCCUCAGACACUGGUUCCUACACCUGUGAAGUUUUCAGCCCUCAGGGUGAUGCUGGACAGAGUCAAAAAUCUGUGGUUGUCAAUGUGCUGGUCAAACCAUCAAAACCUUUCUGCAAAGUAGAAGGAACCCCUGAGAAAGGCCAUCUGAUCUACCUCCUAUGCAACUGUGAAGAGGGGUUGCCUCGCCCCACCUACCGCUGGUACAAGGUCGAUGAGAACACCCUCAAGCCUGUGAGAGAACAACUUGAUCCAAACUCUGGCAUCCUUUACAUUGGCAACCUCACCACCUUUGAAACUGGCUACUAUCGGUGCAUAGCCAGCAACCAGCUGGGGAACAGCACCUGUGAGCUGGACCUAACAGCAAAACAUUCAGAUGGUGGUAUUGUUGCUGGAGCACUGAUUGGAGCAAUUCUGGCAGCUGCUAUAAUCUGCAUUAUUGUCUGGGUCUUAACCAAGAAGGCAAAAAAUAGGAAGUCAGCAAAUAAUGAGAUGCAAGAAAUGGUUCAGAAACAAUCCAAUGCAGACUAUGUUCAGGUACCCAAUGAAGAAAACAUUCCUGUGACCACAGUUCCAUCGAGCAAUGCAACAAAUGAAUACCAAGAUGAAACAGCAGCUCCUGCAACACCUGAAAAUGAUGAGAAGCAAGAAGCAGAAAAAGAAGAAACAGCCUAGAGUUUAUAAUAGUUUUCUUUGUCACCUUUGGACCCCUUUGUACAAAAAUUGUUGUCAUUGAAUUAACAUGGAAGCAUGACUAAAACUUGUAUUCAAGGCAUUUGUAUUGUGACCCACUGGGGUGGAUCAAAAAGAGUCUGCUACACAGGCACUUUGUAAAUACCAGAAAAUUUGGCCUUUAAAUUUAUUUUAUUAUCUAGUUAUACAGUACAAAAAUUUAAGUAUAAAAAGAGUAUCAUCAACGUCAACCUAUUUUGCAAAACGAGUUAGGAAAUGGGCUGAAGCAUUUGUUAAAGUAAGACCUUUCCAGUGAACUCCCAGUAAUGCUGUGUGUGCACAGAGUUCAGAAGCACAGCAGCCUUGUCCAGAAACAGUGUUAGCCAGCCUGCUUCAUGUGCACCAAGUAAUCAUGGCCAGUACAUUGCAGUGUUUCAAGGAACUGAUUUUGCACAUCAGAAUUUAAAACAGGUUACAUUAUUGUCAUCAGAAUGCUGAAACAUCUGUUAACAUCUUCACAGAUGUUGAGACUUGAGUCAAGAAAAUCUUGUGUGCCCGAAUUUCACGUAAGCUUAAAAAAAAAAAAUCCAGGAAAAUUUUACCCCAUUGCUGCCUGACAUGGAAAACAUUCUGUUAACAUUGACCUCCUUGGCCUAAAGCUCCCAAGGGUGCCAGUGUUACAGAGUUGUCCAUUUCAGCAAUUCUGAUUUUCAGUUUAAUGGAACUGGCAUUUGGGUACCUAGUUCAGACAGAAAUGACUGUUGUACACAACAGAAGCUGGAAAUCUAAAUCCUUUGCAAGGCUGUUCCAAUAGGCAUGCACAACAUCACAUUCCUCAUGACACACAGAUAAAGCUGCUUUCAAAACUUAGGAGUGAUGCACUUCUGUACAACACAUGAGUUUUAAUUGCUUCCUCUGUCUGAGAUGAUUUAAAUCUCUUUCCAGGCUAUUCCUACCCACUAAGCAACAAACUCAGGCUACUUUUCUUCUGGUCUCUUAUCCCAGUGUACCAAUCUAUCUUCUGUAGAUGAAAGCAUCAAGAGGGAAGUAAGUGGUGCACAGCACACCUGCAAUGACACUGAGAGCAGCAGUUGAGCCAUGAGUGCCCUCUUGGAAGAAGAAAAGGGAAUUGAACCAUACACACCUGGGUCACCAGACAAUCCUUCUCCCUGGGCCUCAUUUCUAAUGUUAUACAAACUCAGUUUUUCAUAAAGGCAAAGAUAAUGCUCCCAGAAAAGCUGAAGGACCAUUUGCUCAGGCAAAUGCAGACCCACAGCCUUGUUGAUGCAGGCAGACACUGCUUUCAGUCUCAUGCACUGCAGGAAAACAUAUCUGGCUCAGAGAUCUCAAGUUUUUUGGUACUUAAGUCUUUCAUAGGAUCUAAUAUUUGUAAAUCCUUUGGUGACUGUUCCUAGACUAUAAACAUUAGUUAUAUGCAACAUUUAUCUUUAAGAUUUCUGGGCUAAAAUUUUCAGCUUCAGUUCCUACAGCUCUAAGUAUGUUUUUCAAAAUAGAGACUUUAAAAAAUAUAUAUAAAAGGAAAAAAAAAGGGGCAAUAUUUAAGGAUGUAAGGCAUGAGAUCCUAGUUAAUAUUUAUUUUGGAUCUUCAAGCAUAAUUGUAUUCAUUGCUCCUUCCUCAGUUUUCUGACUUCCAAAUAUUUUUGUUUGAUAGGUGUGUCCUAUCAAAGUGUUAGCUUCCUUCCAGACUAAAAUAGCAUUAAUGGUAUUCUUCUAGCACUAUUUUAGCCAAAAACUGUUUGUGCCAGUCUGUGAGGGUCACACCUUUGCUAAUACCAAUAUUGCCACGUUGUAGCAGUGGAUCCUCAGACUCCUCUCUCCCCAGAAUAUCCAGGGUAAAUCUCAAAUUGGGAUCUAUACAGAAAUCUUCUAACCAGGCAGCUCUUAUUGACUCUGUGCCAGGCCAAAUUCCUCCCUCCCAUCCUGCCAUCCAGGUUAAGCAGCUUACUGAAAAGAUCUGAUAUUGACAGCCAAUUUGUGCAAACCUGCAGGAUGAUGACAUUAAACACACUCAGAAACAGCAAAGGAACCGUCAGUACCACCUGCUGCUCUUUGGGUGCUAUUUCUUACUGAAGGUGUUUCCUGAUGAUAUAAUUCAAAUAAAUUAUUGGUCCAAAGGCUUGGCUGACAACAAUAAUUUAAAAUACUUUAUCUGACAUUCCUAAGCAUUCUUUUACUCUUGCCUUUCAUAGGAAAAGAUUAAUGGCUUCUUGUCACUGAUAUAGCUGUAUGAGUUCUUCUAAAGCCAUUUCCUGCAUGUAUGUGUUCUUGUCACAUUGUUCUUACUGCUACACCUUUCCAGCUUCCACACCUCUGCACAGCACUAUUGUGAUUCAAGAGGGGACUCUAUUAUGUGGUCAGAUUUCUUUUAAUCUUUCCUUCAUCUCAUUUCCCAAAUUUAUCUGCUGGUAUUCCUUACCUAACUUGCUACAGUAAGAUAGGAGCUUAUGCUGGUGAAGUUGUCACUAACUUCUGUAGAUGGUACAGCCUUCCUAGAAUACCACAGGUUUUAUAUUUGUUCAAAAAGUAGAAAUUGCUCAAGUUGUGUUUAAGUUUUUAUAUAAAAGAAAGGAACAAUUCACCACAUUCUUGACUAAUGACUCCUCUCAUACUUCCAACCACUAGUGAGUAAUAGAUGGUAGUAAAAAGGCAAAAUAAGAAGCAAAACAGGAUGCUGGGAGUAAGGAGAUAAGGAAAAUAACAUGUAUUGGAAAAUAACAUGUAUUUGGAGUUUCUUACCAUAGUGUGGUGUUUUCUGUAAGCCUUCUGUCAGAUGUUUGUUCUCAUUUUGGUGUUUAUCUAAAGUUUAUUAAGAAGGAUGGGGCACCAUUCCCAGCUCCCCACUGAUACUCUUGGCAAAGCACAGGUCCAAUUAGGUACUGAUCCACGGUGUGUAGCUCUAAAACCCUGCAGAGCUAUGCAGGAUGCACAAACAUUUUUCAGAAUAAGCUUUAGAUACUCCAACAGUCUGUGCUGCAUGGCCCAUUUAUCUUGCCAUAGGGAGAAGGGAUCAUUAAUAUGGAAACCAAAAACUAAGCUAACAUUUCAUUCAAGCCACCAUCUCCUAAGGAAGCAGAUUUACAAAGGUACAGAGCAGGGUUUUUGCUAUGCAAAAACCAAGAAUGAACACAGAACUUUAGCUUCAGCUGCUCUCCAAUCAAAUUUUCAGCCAUGCCUGUGCAAUAUAUAAGAAACAUUUACUCAGUCAGCUUCCUCCCUCAAUCAAGGUCUGCAUGGGCAGAGUUUACUGUACAGGCAAGUUAUCCCUCCUGCUCUUAAUGAGUCCCCUCAGUGAAAUUUAACCUGCAUUUUGUGUUCUAAGACACAUUUAAAGUCCUUGGUGAAGGUAUUUGUAUGGUUGUAAGUUUCUGUGUUGCUUAUCAAAAUAAAGUGCAUUACCUUAAUCCCUACAAGUCAAACUGUAGAAACUGCCAGCUUGCAUUUCACCCUUUCCUUGAGGCUGAAGAGCAAACAUGUUGCAUUUCCAUACUGUGUAACGGAUGGCAGGGCUUCAUCUUGUUGUUCACACCCCAAAAAUACAUAGGAUGUAUAUUUAGAAAAUACUGGUUUUCUUACAUGUCAGUUUAAUAAAGUUUUAUAAUACAAAAGACUGUUGUUUAGGAAAGUUCUUUAUUUCACACAAUUUCAUUCUUUGUUCAAGUGGAACUCUAUCCACCAGUGUCAAAAAUUAUCUUAACAUCAGGACAGGAGGUCACUUUUCAGGCUCUACUUUGUUAGCUCUGCCUUGUAAUAACUUAAUAUCAGGAUUUGCCAUGAGUAAAUAAAGGUUAAACCAGGCUUCUAUAAAAUAAGAUGGUAAACUGCAAGUGUCAGUGCUGCAUAUGGGAGUCAAAGAGAACAGAAAAAGAAACCUUCAAAAGGAACAAGAA